Molecule: messenger RNA, 672 nt
Organism: Penicillium maclennaniae
Lineage: Eukaryota; Fungi; Ascomycota; Eurotiomycetes; Eurotiales; Aspergillaceae
Exons: 1
Coding region: 1-672 (223 amino acids)
Source: RefSeq, a predicted model, not a curated record
AUGCCCCCUGCAGAAGCCCACAAGAAGGGUUCCUCCAUGAAAGAGACCUCAGCAAAGAGGACCCCGACCAAGGGAACUCCCAAAAAGAUAAAAGCCCGGUCUAAGGUCACUGUCGCCGAUCUGUCCAGCAAGAGCACUGAAGCCAUCACCUUCCUCUGGGCUGCUCUACAGCAUGAGCUCGGAAAAACCGGCAGUGCCGUGAGUUCCUCCCGAAAGACGAUUUGUCCGCUGCGGCACGUUCUGAAGUGGGACUUUCACAUGGCCUAUUCUGACAGCUCCCGAUUACAGGUGGAUUACCAAGCCGUCGGUGAUGCUCUUGGUAUCACUAAAUGCGCAGCAACCUUCCGUUACUAUCGCAUUCGUGAUGCCUUUGCCAACGACGCCGAGAACGCCAAUAGACCUGAGCAGGAGAGUCCGCAGGAGAGCCCGCAGGACCUUCCCUCCAAGAGAUCGCGCGCAAGGGCUUUCAAGGGUAAACAGAACGAUGGCGGCGAUGGAGACACCGAGGUCACUGAAGUCAAGUUGAAUUCCGAUACAGUUAUCAAGAAUGAGAAGUCCGACAUCAAAACCGAGAAGGAGGAAGCAAUAGAGAUAGUCACGGAUGAAGACAUCGAGCCUGAUGCUGAUAAUCGCUACGUCAAGAUGGAGGAAGACGUUGACUUCGAAGCCUAG